GCGCGGAAGGCGGACGGCACGCGACUGGAAGGCGGGUCGGUUUAGCGGGGUAGGGGAGGGGACGUGGCGUAGUGGCGUUGAGGAGGGCGCCACUUAGUGUUGGGACCUUCUCGGUGGUCACCUCCGCUCCUGGGACUCGGGUUACGCGGCGGCCGCCUUCACGCCGGGCCGGCCAGCGGUGUUGGGUAGGUGACGCGCCGCAAAAAGGAGGCGCUCGCCAGCACUUCCGGUCUCGUGAGGCUUCGUCGCGCGCGGAGCACUCUGGGACUUUUAUUUCUCGAGAUGGAGCGAGCCAUGCCGCAAGCGGUGCCUCUGGGUCAGAUGGAAGUAUUUCAGGCCCUGCAGCGGCUGCACAUGAUCAUUUUCUCCCAGAAUGUCUCACCCUGUGGGAAGUUCCUGGCAGCUGGCAACAAUUACGGGCAGAUAGCCAUCUUUAGCUUGUCUGCUGCUUUGAGCUCUGAGGCCAAAGAGGAAAGUAAGAAGCCCAUGGUGACCUUCCAAGCCCACGAUGGACCCGUCUACAGCAUGGUCUCCACUGAUCGACAUCUGCUCAGUGCUGGGGAUGGGGAGGUGAAGGCCUGGCUUUGGGCAGAGAUCCUUAAGAAGGGCUGUAAGGAGCUGUGGCGUCGUCAGCCCCCAUACAGGACCAGUCUGGAAGUACCUGAGAUCAAUGCUUUGCUUCUCGUCCCCAAGGAGAAUUCCCUCAUCCUGGCAGGGGGAGACUGUCAGCUGCAUACGAUGGACCUUGAGACGGGGACCUUCACGCGGGCCCUCUGGGGCCACACGGACUAUAUCCACUGCCUGGCACUGCGGGAACGGAGCCCCGAGGUGCUGUCAGGUGGCGAGGAUGGGGCCGUGCGGCUUUGGGACCUCCGCACGGCCAAGGAGGUCCAGACGAUUGAGGUCUACAAGCACGAGGAGUGCUCGAGGCCCCACAAUGGGCGCUGGAUUGGAUGUUUGGCAACUGACUCCGACUGGAUGGUCUGUGGAGGUGGCCCAGCACUAACCCUCUGGCACCUUCGAUCCUCCACACCCACCACCAUCUUCCCCAUGCGGGCACCACAGAAACACGUUACCUUCUACCAGGACCUGAUUCUAUCAGCUGGACAGGGUCGCUGUGUCAAUCAGUGGCAGCUGAGCGGGGAGCUCAAGGCCCAGGUGCCUGGCUCCUCCCCAGGGCUGCUAAGCCUCAGCCUCAACCAGCAGCCAGCAGCCCCUGAGUGCAAGGUCCUGACAGCCGCAGGCAACAGCUGCAGGGUGGAUGUCUUUACCAAUCUGGGCUACCGAGCUUUCUCCCUGUCCUUCUGACCUCCAGCAACACCCCCACCUCCAUCUCAGGGGUUUAGAGUGGUUUGUUUUUUUCUUUUUUUUAUACUAAUAAAAUUUUGGGCUUUUUUUUUUCAUG
Balaenoptera musculus (blue whale) is the source of this 1405-nucleotide messenger RNA. It is a transcript of the gene THOC6, whose product is annotated as THO complex 6. Gene Ontology annotation, biological process: mRNA export from nucleus. The record is from RefSeq and is a predicted model, not a curated record. The transcript has 13 exons. Bases 283 to 1308 code for a protein of 341 amino acids. Gene Ontology annotation, cellular component: THO complex; transcription export complex. NCBI's taxonomy places the organism in Eukaryota, Metazoa, Chordata, Mammalia, Artiodactyla, Balaenopteridae. Gene Ontology annotation, molecular function: protein binding.